This is a messenger RNA of Haemorhous mexicanus (house finch), 12675 nucleotides long. It is a transcript of the gene CHD2, whose product is annotated as chromodomain helicase DNA binding protein 2. The record is from RefSeq and is a predicted model, not a curated record. Gene Ontology annotation, molecular function: ATP-dependent chromatin remodeler activity; histone binding; chromatin binding. Gene Ontology annotation, biological process: regulation of transcription by RNA polymerase II; nucleosome organization. Gene Ontology annotation, cellular component: nucleus; chromatin. The coding region runs from base 4031 to 9520 and encodes 1829 amino acids. The transcript is spliced from 43 exons. NCBI's taxonomy places the organism in Eukaryota, Metazoa, Chordata, Aves, Passeriformes, Fringillidae.
AGCAGUGGAGGGAGGGGGGAGAGGUGAGGGCUGUACGACAGCAUCACUGAAAUGUUUAGCCCCGUGUCUGUGUAAAGAGCGUUUCUUGCCCGUCGCUGGUCGGAUGGGGAUGUGUUUUCGUAGUUCCUAAGAACAAAGACGCCAUGUCCUUUUCUCUUAAAAAUAAAACUUGGAGUGGUUUUUCUGUGGGGUGUUGGCUUUUAACUCUUUGUAAACCAGUAAGAGAAGCAGGCUGCAGAUGAGACAGAUUGGUACUUUAUGAAACAAUAGAGAGAAAUUGAUUUCACUGGAGAAACAGCAAUUCAGGUGCAGAAGUUUAAAAGAAAAUCCUAGGAAUUACGUGCAAAUUUGAUUUUACAACUAAAGCGGCAGUGUAGAAACUUAAAAGCUUGAGAGAAACAAAGCUCGGUCAUGCCAAGUCUACCGUUUAAAGUUGGCAAAAUACUACAGUUGUGAUUUAGGCGACACUACCAAAAGAAACGAGUUACUUAAAUACGAAUUACAAGAUAAGGAAACGGAUGAGUUUACGUCUGACAUGGAAAGCUUUAAAAAAACAUUUAAUGGUUAUCAGGUAGGAUUUCGUGAACAGAACCUUUAUUUCCUGACUAGCUUCCAGAGGAUUCGUUCAUGCCUUUUUUCCUUAGGGCUAUUACUGGAUAUUGUUCUUCAAAGAUUCAGAUGACUGGUUGGGCAACAGACCUUGAGCAAAAUUCUGUACUGUGCGUGCCAGAUGUGUUGAGGAAUUGAUUUACUCACUGUAAGCAAAAUAGCUGCUCUUGGUUGAAGCACUGAAUCCAGUCAGAUGAAGAGUGUCAAAAGGAGUCUACGAAUGAGACACCAAGAUGGCAGUUCCACUGGGGAGUGAGAGGUUGAGGAAAUGGACUAAUGCAUGAGUGCUGGGAUGUCUGUCCAAGAAAAGGAUGUUAAAACGUGGACUCUGAUGUUAUAAAACCAGAGAAGAUCUGGGUUGUGAUCAUCCUAUCAAAAUGGACUUUGCAUUUGAAUUAAUCAGUGACUAUCCAAUGAUGGAUCUGUUUGAGAACUGGGUGGCAAAAUUUUCCUUUUGGGUUGUUUUUGCAUGACAGGCAAAUUAAUUUGGUAAAAGAUCUGUUGCUACUGCUUUUGAGAAAAUGUAAUUUAUAAAGUGACUUUAAAUAAAAGGUUUUGGUUUAUUUCACACUUUGUGUUUGUCCUUUCUGGCUGAAUAUCUUUUAUUGAGUUGAUAUUGAAGCGGGUUACAUUUUUGGUUGCUAUUAAACUGAGAAAUACUUUAGCUAAGUAUUGGAGGCAAGGUAAAAUUUUGUGCUAUACUUGGUAUCAAAUGUGGUUUUCAUUUGCAAAUUAUGUUCACUUUGCCAUGACUUCCAAUGAAUUUUUAUUCACUGGCUUGUUCAUUCAGGUGCUUAAUAUGAGGGGUUUUCAGUACUUGGCCUAUUGUCAGGGCACUGCUGCUGAACUUUGUGAAGUUAUUUUAAGAUGGAAUUGAUACCAAUUGAAGGCUGAGAAAAUACGACAAUAAAGGAGUACUUGAAUGUUUUGUGUAACUUUUUUAGGUAUGUUCUUGGGUUGUGUGUGGGUACAGAAACUUUUCAACAGAUUUCCUGGACUACAGACUUCCUGAACAGUCUCUUUGGUCUUAAAAUUGUUCUGUGCAAGUGUCCAAUCUGCUUCACUGCUCUUGCAUGUAGCCUUAGUGUCACAAUACUGUGCCAUGUGUUUGAGAAAAAAAUGAGUUGUUUUUGAUAUGGCUACAGAUGACAUACAUAUUAAUCUUUGCAAAUGAAUUCUAAAAUGGCUCUAAUAUUCGAAGUCAUGAUUUCCUUACAGGUUUCUAGUGGAUCUAAUAAUUUAACUGUAGGCAUUUGUUUUCUGUAUGUUUCACUUGAAACUCAAAGUUGUCUUUGUUUUGUGCUGGAGGGUCAAGAUGGUAAACCUGGUGCUGAGAGAACCUUGAAAUUAUAUUUGAAAACCCAAACAAAAUCCUGUUCAUUGUCUGUGUUUAACCAUUUGCCUUGCUCAGACUUUUUUUGGAAAUACCCAUUUUUGCCAUGAUGAGUUGCUCAUGCCUGUUCCAUCCUGCCAUUUUGGUGGUACACACUUGCCCCAGUUUGGUUUUGCCAUGUGUUUUUAUGGUGGAGUGAUUCUGGGACCAACCUGAAGGGUUUCUCAUUCAAAUGAGUAGAUUUUCUUAGUGUUACCAGAAAAUGCUUGGAAUGGUCUUGCAUUGUGUUUUUUUAAUUCUUGCAGUUGAGGUGCAAGGAGUCUUCUGUGAAUAAUUGGCAAAGUGGAGGUUUUUUUAAUGGCUUGUGGCAUUGGAGAGUUCCUAAUGAAGCCCCUUGUGGAAAGAGGAUGGAUGGUUGUAGGAGAUAAAUGGCAGGUCUGUGGAGGAAUGAAAGGGGAUGGUGUUGGUUCUACUGGUUGAAGCCAAUGGUUCUGGGCUGUUGGGAUGCUGUGGCAUGGAUGUUCCCAUAGAACUCCAAACUAGCCCAUUGCCCCUUUGUCCUCCAGUGGUCCUCCAGUGACUGGUGGCUCUGUCUUGUUGUGAUGCUUAUGAAUAUGCCAGAUGUUCUUGUGCUUUAAGGGGUUGGUUUUGGUCGUGGAAGACAACUGGUAGUCAGAAUCAAGUGGUCAGGGAAUACUGGGGUCACCUCCAUUUCCUUGGUGAUAUAUCCUCUCAAUUCCAGGAUAUGUCGUGUUGGAGAUGUCCAUUGAUUGAUUUGCAAUUCUGCAGCUUGGCUAUUGUGCAGCUUUAAAAUUAAUUUGUUGUGGUAAAAUCUUGUUAAUGACCAUGAAUGGGUUAAGAAAGUGCAUUAGAAAUGAGCAGUUUGAUGGUGUUGGACUGGCUUGACCGCAGUGCCUCGGCGUAGCUGAUGGAAGUGGUGUGGCUGCUGGAUUUGAGUUGUUGGGGGAACCACUAGGGAGGCGCUGUGGAGCUGGAGGGCAGCUCUGUGCAGUUGGCUUGGGAGCGGGUGAUGCUCCUGUCCCCCCCUGCCAGUGCCAGCACUGGGGGGCAGAGGGAAGAGCUCUUGUCUGGGGAUUCUGCCACCAAACUGGGGGGAAGCUGCCCCUUGGGUGGGGUGACCCCCAGGGUGGGCUGCUGCUGUCUGCAUGGCUGUGAGCUCCACUGCCAUGCCUUCAAAAUGGCUUGUAACAGCACCACUUCCUGUCCAGGGAGGAAGUAAUUUUAGCCCAGGCACUGAAAUAUUUAACAAAUCUUUAAAACAAAAGGCACAAAUUCCAUUUCUUUCUGGCUUCCAAAGGGUGCCUGAGCCACAUGGGGUUAAGGUGCCCCUUGAGCUGGGGUAGUUGGAAGGAGCCAGGGCUGUGGGGUAGCAGGCACCCUUUAGGUGGAGGCUCUCUCUUUUUUUGGUAGAAAUGAAGGGGUGGGUCUAUGGUACAUCACCUGAGUUGUGGGGUAAAUGUAGAGAGUGUCAAUCAAAGGCAGAGCUCAGAGCUGGGAAGGAGCUCUAGAUGGCGGCUGUGCCUUAGAGAGAGCGCGCUCAGCUCCGUGCCUUCCCCAACACUUUACGCAACUUUCCCUAACUUUCAGGCAGCCUCAGGGGGCCCCCACAGCCCCUUGCCUCUCCUAGGCACUAAUCGGGGGCCGAGCGGACCUUUUUCGGGCAGAAAAGCAGCUUUUGAGGGCUCCCUUUUCGUGCCUUGCUGGAAAGAAGAAGCCGUGGAGAGAGCCCAGGUCGUUGUUUUUCCAGCUUAGAAGCCAUGGCGUACCUCCAUUUUUGUGCGCUCUCCUAAUGAGCUUUUUCCCCCGGACAUUUUUGUACUAAUUACCGCUUCUUUUGCUUUAUCGGCAGCAUAUUUUUGGGAUUAGAAUAUAUAUUUUUUUUUCAUUUUCUGAAAUUUGUAUUUUAUCCGUAUAAUUACAAAUAUUUUGGAUCUGAUGUUUUUCCACUACCCGAAACUAAUAUCGACUUGGUCCUGGCGGCGGUGCAUGGAUCAGUAAAUACCUGGGCACAGGACUUCAAAGCAAACAGACACCCCUGACCCCCUUUUAAUAUUUAAGAAUAAAAAGAUGAUGAGAAAUAAGGACAAAAGCCAAGGAGAGGAGGGUUCAGUCCACAGCAAUGCAUCGAGUCACUCAGCAUCCGAAGAAGCCUCUGGCUCUGACUCUGCAAGCCAGUCUGAAAGUGAGCAGGGCAGCGAGUCAAACAGCAGCUCCGAGUCCUCUGAGAGUCAGUCUGAAUCUGAAAGUGAAUCAACGGGUUCCAAAUCCCAGCAGACCCCUCCUGAAACCAAAGAAAAACCAGCCUCUAAGAAGGAAAGGAUAGCAGAUGUUAAAAAGAUGUGGGAAGAAUAUCCUGAUGUUUAUGGGGUUAGGAGGUCAAACCGAAGCAGACAAGAACCGUCACGAUUUAAUAUAAAAGAUGAGGCAAGUAGUGAAUCUGAAAAUGAGAGCCCAAAAAGAAGACGCCAGAAGCAGUUGAAAAGAAAAAUUAAAUGGAAAAGAGAGGUGUCUGCUGGAGAAGAGGAUGAAGAUGGAGGGGACCAAGGCACCAGUGGAGAGAGUGAGCCUGAACCGAAGAAAAUUAAAGCAAGAAGACCUGUCCAGAGGAGAACAGUGGCCAAAGCUGGUGUUAAAAAGCCCCACAAAAUCCAGCGUGGGAAGAGGAAGAAACCAGACUCAUCUGAAGAUGACGAUGAUGACGAAGACGAUGAGACCCCCAAGAGACAAACUCGGCGAAGAGCAGCCAAAAAUGUCAGCUACAAAGAGGAUGAUGAUUUUGAGACGGAUUCUGAUGACCUGAUAGAGAUGACUGGGGAAGGAGCUGAUGAACAACAAGACAACAGUGAAACUAUUGAGAAAGUCUUGGACAUCAGGCUUGGAAAAAAGGGAGCCAUUGGAGCUUCCACCACCGUGUACGUGACCGAGGCCAACGGCAACCCCAGCGCCGACUUCGACCCCGAGAAGGAGGAGGGGGAGGUUCAGUACCUGAUCAAGUGGAAGGGCUGGUCAUACAUCCACAGCACGUGGGAGAGCGAGGAGUCCUUGCAGCAGCAGAAAGUGAAGGGCCUGAAAAAGCUAGAAAACUUCAAGAAAAAAGAGGAGGAGAUCAAGCAAUGGCUGGGCAAGGUAUCACCUGAAGAUGUAGAAUAUUUCAACUGCCAACAAGAGCUGGCUUCAGAGCUAAAUAAACAAUAUCAAAUAGUGGAGAGGGUAAUAGCUGUGAAGACCAGCAAGUCUGCCACGGGACAUUCAGAUUUCCCAGCAAACAGUCGCAAAACAUCCUCGAAUGACCCCGAAUACCUGUGCAAGUGGAUGGGGCUGCCCUAUGCUGAGUGCAGCUGGGAAGAUGAGGCUCUGAUCAGCAAGAAAUUCCAGCACUGCAUUGACAGCUUCAACAGCAGGAACAACUCCAAGACCAUUCCCACCCGUGACUGCAAGGUGUUGAAGCAGAGGCCGAGGUUUGUUGCCUUGAAGAAGCAGCCCUCGUACAUCGGCGGGGAGAACCUGGAGCUGCGGGAUUACCAGCUGGAGGGCCUCAACUGGCUGGCUCACUCCUGGUGCAAGAACAACAGCGUGAUCCUGGCUGAUGAAAUGGGACUGGGCAAGACCAUUCAGACAAUAUCAUUCCUGUCAUACCUGUUCCAUCAGCACCAGCUGUAUGGCCCUUUCCUGGUGGUCGUGCCCCUGUCCACCCUCACCUCCUGGCAGAGGGAGUUUGAAGUGUGGGCACCCGAGAUAAACGUGGUGGUUUACAUUGGAGACCUCAUGAGCAGGAACAUGAUACGUGAAUAUGAGUGGAUCCAUUCUCAGUCUAAAAGAUUGAAAUUCAAUGCACUUAUCACAACAUAUGAGAUCCUCCUGAAGGAUAAGACUGUUUUGGGAAGCAUUAACUGGGCCUUUCUGGGCGUGGACGAAGCCCAUCGGUUGAAAAACGACGACUCCUUGCUGUACAAAACCUUGAUUGAUUUCAAGUCCAACCACAGGCUGCUGAUCACUGGCACCCCACUUCAGAACUCACUCAAGGAGCUCUGGUCCCUGCUGCACUUCAUCAUGCCAGAGAAGUUUGAGUUCUGGGAGGAUUUUGAGGAAGAUCAUGGGAAAGGAAGAGAGAAUGGCUACCAGAGCCUUCACAAAGUCCUGGAGCCGUUCCUGCUGCGCAGAGUGAAGAAGGAUGUGGAGAAAUCUUUGCCAGCCAAAGUGGAGCAGAUCCUCCGGGUGGAAAUGUCUGCUCUGCAGAAGCAGUACUACAAGUGGAUUUUGACAAGAAACUACAAAGCUCUUUCAAAGGGAACAAGGGGAAGCACAUCUGGUUUCCUGAAUAUUGUGAUGGAAUUAAAAAAGUGCUGCAACCAUUGCUACCUUAUCAAACCUCCCGAGGAAAAUGAGAGAGAGAAUGGCCUUGAGAGUCUGCAGUCUUUGAUCAGGAGCAGUGGAAAGCUGAUUCUCUUGGACAAGCUGCUGACCAGGCUGCGGGAGAGAGGCAACAGAGUGCUGAUCUUCUCCCAGAUGGUGAGGAUGCUGGACAUCUUGGCAGAGUACCUGACUAUCAAACACUACCCUUUUCAGCGCUUGGACGGCUCGAUCAAGGGGGAGAUCCGAAAGCAGGCGCUGGAUCACUUCAACGCCGACGGCUCCGAGGACUUCUGUUUCUUGUUGUCAACAAGAGCUGGAGGGUUGGGAAUUAAUUUGGCCUCUGCUGAUACUGUUGUUAUCUUCGACUCGGACUGGAACCCCCAAAAUGAUCUUCAGGCUCAGGCCCGAGCUCAUCGGAUUGGACAAAAGAAGCAGGUGAACAUUUACCGCCUGGUCACCAAGGGGACAGUGGAGGAGGAGAUCAUUGAGAGAGCCAAGAAGAAAAUGGUGCUGGAUCAUUUGGUUAUCCAGCGUAUGGACACCACUGGCAGGACUGUUCUGGACAACAACUCUGGGAGAUCCAACUCAAAUCCCUUCAACAAGGAGGAGCUGACAGCUAUUUUGAAGUUUGGAGCUGAAGAUCUUUUCAAGGAGCUUGAAGGGGAAGAGUCAGAGCCUCAGGAGAUGGACAUCGAUGAGAUUCUGCGUCUGGCUGAAACCCGGGAGAAUGAGGUGUCCACCAGUGCCACCGACGAGCUGCUCUCACAGUUCAAGGUUGCCAACUUUGCAACCAUGGAGGAGGAAGAGACAGAGCUGGAUGAGCGGUCCCAGAAGGACUGGGAUGAUAUCAUUCCAGAAGAGCAGAGGAAAAAGGUGGAGGAGGAAGAAAGGCAGAAAGAAUUGGAGGAAAUCUACAUGCUGCCUCGAAUCCGGAGCUCAACGAAAAAGGCUCAGACAAAUGACAGUGAAUCUGAUGCAGAGACCAAGAGAAGGCUACAGAGAUCCUCUGGGUCAGAAAGCGAGACUGACGACACCGACGACGAGAAGAGACCCAAGCGCAGGGGACGCCCUCGGAGUGUCAGAAAAGACACUGUGGAAGGAUUUACUGAUGCUGAAAUCAGGAGGUUUAUCAAGGCUUACAAGAAGUUUGGAUUGCCUCUUGAAAGGCUGGAGUGCAUUGCCCGGGAUGCUGAGCUGGUGGACAAGUCUGUGGCUGACCUGAAGCGUUUAGGGGAGCUCAUCCACAACAGCUGUGUGUCAGCCAUGCAGGAAUAUGAGGAGCAGCUGAAGGAAAAUCCAGCAGAAGGGAAAGGACCUGGAAAGAGACGAGGUCCUACCAUCAAGAUUUCUGGUGUCCAAGUCAAUGUGAAAUCCAUCAUCCAGCACGAAGAGGAGUUUGAAAUGCUGCACAAAUCCAUUCCCUCGGACCCAGAGGAAAGGAAGAAGUACCGCCUGACGUGCCGUGUCAAAGCUGCUCAUUUUGAUGUAGACUGGGGAGUGGAGGAGGAUUCUCGCUUGUUAGUGGGAAUUUACGAGCAUGGUUAUGGAAACUGGGAGCUAAUUAAAACAGAUCCGGAGUUGAAGUUGUCUGAUAAGAUCCUACCAGUUGAGACAGAUAAGAAACCUCAGGGAAAACAGCUCCAGACCCGAGUUGAUUAUCUACUGAAACUGCUGAAAAAAGAUCUGGACAAGAAAGAAAACAUGAAAGAUGGGGAAGAGGGCAAGCUAAAGAAGAGGAAACCACGAGUGAAGAAAGAGAACAAGGCUCCCAAAGUCAAAGAUGAGCAUGGGAAUGAACUCUCCUCUCCUCGGCACUCAGACAACCAGUCAGAAGAGGGUGAAGUCAAGGAGGAUGGCUUGGACAAGAGCCCAGUGAAAAAGAAACAGAAGAAGAAAGAGAACAAAGAGAACAAGGAAAAACAGACAUCCUCUAAGAAAGAAAAGGAAAGCGAUAAAGAGAAAAAGAAGACAAAAGACAAGAAAGAGAAGCCUAAAGGUGGCGAGGCCAAAUCUGGAAGUAAAGGGAAGAGAUCACAGGGUCCUGUCCACAUCACUGCAGGGAGCGAGCCAAUCCCCAUUGGAGAAGAUGAGGAUGAUGAUCUGGACCAAGAAACAUUCAGCAUAUGCAAGGAAAGGAUGAGACCAGUCAAAAAAGCACUGAAGCAACUUGAUAAGCCUGAUAAGGGACUGACAGUCCAAGAACAGCUGGAGCACACACGCAACUGCCUCCUGAAAAUCGGUGAUCGCAUCUCUGAGUGCCUUAAAGCCUACACUGACCAGGAUCACAUCAAGCUGUGGAGAAGGAACCUAUGGAUAUUUGUGUCAAAAUUCACAGAAUUUGAUGCCAGAAAACUACACAAACUCUACAAGAUGGCUCAUAAAAAAAGAUCACAGGAAGAGGAGGAGCAGAAGAAGAAGGAGGACAUGUCCAGCAUGAAGAAGCCGUUCCGCCCAGAGCCUUCAGGCUCCAGCCGCGAUUCCGUGAUGUCCCAGUCCCACGUGCCUCACAAUCCUCACUCCCAGAAGAUCCACAUGCCCCCUUCCCACACCCAGCAGCAGAUGCACGGCCACCCCCGGGACAACUAUGGCCACCCAAACAAGAGACAUUUCAGCAACACAGACCGAGGAGACUGGCAGAGGGAUCGAAAGUUCAACUACGGCGGCAACAGCAACCAGAUGUGGGGCGGGGAGCGGCACCACCAGUACGAGCAGCACUGGUACAAGGACCACCACUACGGGGAGCGGCGGUCGCGGGGGGAUCCCCACCGCAGCUCCGGCAACUACCGACCAAACAACCUGUCCCGCAAGAGGCCCUACGAGCAGUACAACAGCGACCGCGACCACCGGGGCCACCGCGACUACUACGACAGGCACCACCACGAUUCCAAACGCCGACGGUCCGAGGACUUCAGGCCUCAGAACUACCACCAGCAGGAUUUCCGGCGGAUGUCUGACCACAGGCCGCCCAUGGGCUACCACGGCCAAGGACCUUCGGACCACUACCGGUCCUUCCACACAGACAAACUGGGCGAUUACAAACAGCCCCUCCCUCCAUCUCACCCUGCCGUGUCGGACCCUCGCUCGCCCCCCUCUCAGAAAUCCCCCCACGAUUCCAAGUCACCUCUCGAUCACAGGUCACCUCUGGAUAGGUCAUUGGAACAGAAAAACAAUCCAGAUUAUAACUGGAACAUUCGGAAAGCGUAAAGCGACGGAGAGGGCGACGCGCGCGUCCGAGAUACUGGGAUUGGUGCGGCGGUGGCUGCUUUCUCCAAGCCAGCAACCAGAAACUCUGAACAUGCUGCUAUCAUCUGGCUGGGUCAAGGAGGAAUUUGGGGGAGUGGGUGGAGGAAGAUUUUCCCUAGUUCUUGAUUCUGGUUUAGAUUGCCAUUUCCUUUCCCCUUUUUUACCAUUGAACUGUUCUGUCACGGAACCAGCCUUGCUGCCUCGUUUGUUGUUUUGUUUUUGUUUUCCUCAGUCCAAUGGACCCAAGGGAGUUUUCCCCAGCCAGUGUUUCCUCAGAAGGAGAAGGCAGAUUGAUGCUGCUUAGGAUGGUGCAGAAGGCUGUGUGCCUGCUCUGACUUGAUGUUACGUGACAGAUGCUGCUCUGGGGUUGGGGAUAAACUGGUUGGGCUGGGAUUUGUGUGUCACCAGCAUGGGACAAUGGAAGGAUAUGUUCAAGGAGGGACAGGAAAGUCCCUCAGCAGCCAAACUUGGUUGAAAGAGGGACUUGAUGUCCCUGCAGAAUGACUCCAAAGGAGCUGGAGCCAUGCUGGUGACAGUCCAUCACUUUCCUGGCCAUUCUAUCAUUUUCAUGUCUUUAUCCAUUUCAAGAAACUGGCUCUGCUUUGAUUGCUGUUGUGUCCCCUGCAACAGAAGAGGUGGGGGGAUCUUCCUCCCAUCUCCAGAGCUGGAACUGGCAAAUCUUGACUCUGGGGGUAAGUGGGAGCUGGGAAGAAAAGGCCAACAGAAGGCUUAGUUCACUUCUAACUAUCGGGAAAUAAUUGGAGUGAGAACAGUAUUUCCCAGUGGACAGGGCUCAGGAAUUUGUAACAAAAUUCUUCUCUUCUGGCAUGGGCAGCUUGUGUGGUCCAGGAACUAACAGAUGCUGGCUGGGAGGUGCAAGAUCAAAAGAUGGCUCUGGGGAUACUGGAACUCCUAAUCUUCCUGCCACUAAGGUCUCUGGUCUUUGGGCAAAUAGUUUCUCUCUUUGCUUCAUAAAGCAGUGAUCACAAACCUUUACUGUAACUGAAGGAUAGGGGAUGGUAGAACAAAGUGAAAUAGGAAUCCAGUGGAGUGAUCACUGUUCAGGGAACGGUCACCUUUUGCAGCAGUCAGCAGUGACUCUGAAUUGCUAAAAGUAACUGCACUUAUAGACCUUUUGUUGGUCUAAGUUGGAAAUGAACCUGAAGACUUCGCACCUCAGUGAGCAGGGACAGAAUGAGGAAUUCAGGAGUGAUCUGUAAAGAUCCUUGGAGCAAAUGUCUUAGAGCCCAGCAUGGCAGAGGGAAAAGAGGAAUAUGCAGCCCAGCUCAGUGGACUUCAGGGCAAACACUCCAAGUAUUCAAACCACAGUAUUUGAUGCAAACCAGCAUCCAGCCUGGACACUGGUGUGAUGAGAGGGGUUGGUUGUGCACAUCCUGUUGGCCAGAAGCACCUUGGGUGAUUAUUUUUCAGGUUGGAGUUCCCUGGAGACCACAAAGGCUGCCCUGAGAGUGGUGUUUGGGGCUGCAUCACCACCCUGAGCUCAGUAUUAAAGACCAGGCUGUUCCAGACUCCUGUUUGGCAGGGCACAGAAGCUGGGCCUCCUGUUAAGAUGCCAGUGUUUGACUCUAAUAAGCUGUGAUGUCCCUUCCCCUAAAGACUGAGGGCAGAUGGGUGUUCAGGGCUGGCUUCCUGACUCCAGGCAGUGCCUUGGAAGGCGCAUGCAAACUGACACUAAUACUCCUCCAUGCAGUGUAUCCCUGGAAAUCUGCUGCCAUCACUCCUCCCCAUCCCGCUGCUCCAAGGGGACACACCGGAAGUGUUUUGUUCCCCUUUUGCUUUUAUGUUGCAAGAUUUCCACCGAAUUCAGGGCAGUUUUGUUUCCUCAGGGGCACUUGCUGCCCUGUUAAAGUGUUACACUUGUGUUUACCUGUGCAGGGUGAGGUGAAGGCAAGUCUUCCACAGUCCCCCUCGGAGGGGCGGGAGGUGUGGAGAGAGCACAUUUCCGUGGUGUUUCCCACUAAGCUGUGAUUGCAGGCUGUAUUCUUCAACAAAGAGGUCCUUUCUUUUCAGAGGUAUUAGCUUUUAAUGUGAAAAUGGAGGCAGCCUCAGAGGGACAAAGAGACUUGCUGUUUUUGUCACGGUGCUGUCUUGGUGGGAAGUUUGUGCCAUACUCGUGUAGCAAAGGCAAUACUGGCAACCAGUGUGAGGGCUGGUGCAGGAGAGCUUUGGAUCCCAGCAAGAGGCAUUUUCUGUGUUGAGAUGUGGGGUUUUUUGCUUAUCCCAGGUUCCAGGCAUGAGGUUGGUUGGGAUUUCCUUCUUGUGCAACAGCAAAAGCUUUACCCAUAUCCACUGGAGAGCUGUCCCCACUGUCACUUUAGCCUGAUGUUGAAGUCACAUCAUGUCCAUUUAUGAUGGGUGAGUCUUUGCUGGGUUUGGCUUUAGUGAAGCUGGAGAAGAUUUGGGAGGAAGUCUUCCCUGAGCACACACACACACACUUAAUGCAUUUUAUGUCCCCUCAGCAUAGGGACCAUAACCAAACACAGUCACGGGGACAGGAGUGGGAUCAGAGGGGACACAUCCACAGCCAUAAACUUCCCUGUGGUGUUUGUGACAGCAUUGGUACAGCUCUUCCUUCCUAACCAGCUGUGGGAUUCCCUCCAUCCUCUUUGCAGAAAAAAAGCAGUAACUUGCUGGGGUUCAAUUAAAAAAAAAAAAAAGAUUUUUUUCAGCCUGACCUCUUUGGAAAUGGUGUAAAGUUAUGAGUUCACAUGGUGGAAAUCCUGCAGACCAAAACUUGUUGUGGGGACAGCUGAUGUGGUCCCAACCAAAAUGGACACGGAACCGAGUGCUGAAGUCCUUGUGUGAAUGGUUUGUGAUCCACACAAAAAUAUUUUUCUGCUUUCACCCGUUUCCUCCCCACCUCUGCCUCCCCUCUGGGGAGAGAAGGACUCUUACUGUAAAAAUAUGGACUUUUAAACCUGUUGACUAAAAACAGUAAUUAAUAUUAAUUUAUAUUUGUGAAAGAAAUGCCACUGUCCUAGUGAUUUCUGAUGUAAAUAUGUUGUUUAUAUAGUAUGUAUGAAAUUUUCCUACAUUGUAAAACUGCUGUACUUUUGAUUCUUGUAUAUUAAAAAGUGUUACUGAGAUUUUCAGAA